Messenger RNA from Rhagoletis pomonella (apple maggot), 1143 nucleotides. RefSeq names its product THUMP domain-containing protein 1 homolog. Gene Ontology annotation, biological process: tRNA modification. Bases 104 to 1048 code for a protein of 314 amino acids. The transcript has a single exon. Lineage: Eukaryota; Metazoa; Arthropoda; Insecta; Diptera; Tephritidae. Gene Ontology annotation, molecular function: RNA binding. The record is from RefSeq and is a predicted model, not a curated record.
CUUCAUUGCUAGGUAUAGCUGGCAGCCCUGUCAACGGCAUGCCGCUUUCAUUCCAAAACAAAAACAAUCAUCUUAUUUUUGCUAAUUUCAAAUAAUUCACAAAAUGAGUGCUCCUUCGUUAAAGAAACAAAAGUUCUCGCAUUACAAGCAAAAGAACUAUUUUAAGCCAAGCAAGCGACAGUUCCUAGAAGUAGGGCAGCGUGGGUUUUUAGCCACCUGUAACUUCCGCGAGAGGGACUGUGUACGUGAAGCUUAUAACGUACUUAACCAAUAUGCGGACGAGCUAUAUGGUCCAAAUGCAAAGGAAGGAAUUCCAACGUCCGCCUUGGACAAGGAUGUGGAGUCAGAGGAAGUUGGUGAUAUAGCAGAUGACCUACAGAAAGAAAUCGACGCCUCAAAAGCAUCCAAGCAAAAUGCCAAGGGUGCUGUUAAACAACGUUUCCAAGCAGUAGAUACUGGAGCCACAAAUUGUCUAUUUAUUCGCACCACACUGCCCGAUCCGGUAGAACUGGGAGCACGUAUUAUCAACGAUAUUGCAGACACACGUGAACAAAAAACACGCUUUUUGCUAAGGCUUGUACCUGUGGAAAUGGUCUGCCGCGCCAAUUUAGCAGAUAUCACUAGCACCGGCGGUGAACUUUUUGAUAAGUAUUUUCUCAAAGAUGGAACUACAUUUGCAAUUGUCUUUAAUAAGCGUUACAACAAUGAUGUAAAACGUGAAGAUGUUAUUCAUGAGCUGGCAGCGUUGGUGCAAUCGAAGAAUAUAAAAAAUCGUGUGGACUUGAAACAAGCGGAAAAAACUAUAGUAGUUGAGGUGAUUAAGGGAUUAUGCUGCCUUAGCGUUUUGGAUGGCUACUUGAAGUAUAAAAAAUAUAACUUAGUGGAGUUGGCAAAUGUUAAAGAAAAUGAUACUACUGACGUUAAAAACGGGGAAGAAACAGACCAAGCAGUUUCAGAUGUUGUUGAAGUAAAUGAAGACAAUGAAAAUGGUAAAAACGGUAUCCUGGCGGAGGAAACACAGGAAGACAAAGAGGCAGCGCCCGAAUGAAUUACAUUAAAUUAAAUGUCUUAAGAUAUACAUAUGUACCUACAUAUAGUAUAUAUUUUUUCCAGCUAGGCUAAUAUAUUGAUUUGUGAAAUCUA